Molecule: messenger RNA, 1845 nt
Organism: Cordyceps fumosorosea ARSEF 2679
Lineage: Eukaryota; Fungi; Ascomycota; Sordariomycetes; Hypocreales; Cordycipitaceae
Product: ATPase domain, prokaryote
Exons: 4
Coding region: 1-1845 (614 amino acids)
Source: RefSeq, a predicted model, not a curated record
AUGUCCCUCCCCAGGCGCGCGGCUGGAGCUGCAACGCGUCUCCUGGCUAGAGGCCCCGCGAGGCCUCCGGUUCGGCUACCCAUAGAUCGCAGCGCCUUCUCAACGCAAAGUCCGAGAAGAAACGACACCAACGCCGAGAUCGCUCCAUCAUCAGCGGCCGGCACCAGCAGAAGCAGCAGCAGCAGCAAUGCCGGCCAUGCCAAGGCGGCGCAGCCGGAACCCUCCGUCGCGUCCAAGAUGGCCGAGUCGGCGGCGACCACGUUCGCCUCGAUCCUCGUGCUGGGGCUCGGCUUCGCGGCCGCGGGCUACAUCUACCACCGGAGCUACAAGAUGCUCGUCAUCAACAAGAUGGUGCGGGCCUUUGAGCCCGGCGACCCGGUGCUGGACCUCGCCACCGUCGGCAAGGACCUGCCCUCGCCGCGCGCCGCCGAGGAUGAGCGCUGGAUCCACCGCGACGAGCAGUCCCUCGUCGACGCCAUCGUCGACGGCCGCGAGGUCGGCCACUACUACCUCAUGAUCGGCGACAAGGGCACCGGCAAGAGCAGCAUGCUGCUCGAGGCGAUGCGCAAGAUUGACGGCGACGGCGUGUCCAUGUUCGAGGCGCACGCGGACCUCGAGGUGGUGCGGCUGCGGCUCGGCAAGGCGCUCAACUACGAGUUCCACGAGGACUACAUCGGGGGGUACUUUAGCGAGCGCGGGCCGCGCGAGUCGACGGCGCUGCUGGACAUUGAGCGCGCGCUCAACAAGCUGGAGAAGGUGGCGAUGCGGCUGUUCCGCGCGCGCCGCCGGCCGCUGAUCCUGAUCGUGAACCAGAUGCACCUGCUGCGCGAUGACGAUGAUGGCCGCGACCUGAUCGAGCUGCUGCAGCAGCGCGCGGAGCAGUGGGCCGCGACCAACCUGGUGACCAUCAUCUUCAACUCGGACGACUACUGGGUGUACGAGCGCCUGAAGCAGCUGGCCACCCGCAUGGAGGUGCUCCCGAUCACGGACCUGCCCAAGGGACAGGCGGUGAGCGCGCUCAAGAGGUACAGGCAGCGGUACUGGGGCGAGGCGCUGGACGAGGCGCGCCUGGACGAGGUGUACGACCGCGUCGGCGGGCGGCUCAACUUCCUCAACAAGGUGGCCAAGAGCAGGGACAUGCUGGCGACGUGCGAGAACAUCAAGGAGAUUGAAAAGCGCUGGUUCCUGAACCAGUGCUGGAUCCUGGGCAUGGAGAUGGACGACGACGUGAUGGACCAGCAGAAAUGGGCGGCCGCCGCCAUGGUCCUCGCGCAGGCGCUGGUGGCCAAGGAAAAGGACAUGGACCUGACCUACGACGCCGUCAUCGGCCACCUGCUGCCCUCGUUCCCGUUCCACGUCGCGCAGGAGCUCAUGACGCGGUGCGACUUCAUCCGCAAGCUGGACAGCCUGAACCUGUUCAGCAUCACGAGCCGGGCGGACGUGCGCGCGAGCAGCGUGCCGAUGCACCGCGCGUUCCGCGAGAUUUGCGGCGAGCCGGGCUUCGACGAGCACCUGGAGCGCACGAUCCAGCGCAUCGCCGACAUUGAGAGCCUGGGCCGCACGCGCGAGCUGGUGGCCAAGGACCUGGUGCUCGGGGGCCACUAUGAGAUUGAGGCGGGCCGCAAGGGCAUCAGGGGGGGGGGGGGCAUUGGUUUCCGAGGGCCACAAUUGCCCGCUGGCUCGGCUGCGAGUCCCGAGUGCAUCCAUCCACCAACCCGUCUGGAGACAGCGUUUGUUUCAUGCUGCUAUCGGCAGAUGGUGAAAUUCACGCACGUUGUUAAGACCGAUCACCGAAUCUCGGCCAAUGACUACUAUCCAGAUGAGAUCAGCUGCCGUCAGAGAUGA